GGUCGAGCUCUUCUCACACACCCUCGUGCUCUGGGAUGCCGAAAAGGAGCCCACCUCGUCGAGCGCUGCGAUUCCGACCCUGCCCUCCACCAUGCCUUUCUCCUUCCCGCUCACCGAGGAUCUGCCACAUUGCGUGCACCUCCGCCACAGCUCGCUCACCUACACCAUCACCGCACAGCUCUUCAGCCACGAUGCCGGCAAGCUGCCUCACGCCAUCAAGUGCGUCCCCGUCCACCUCGUCCGCUACAUGCGCCCGGGACGUCUGGACGAGGUCGAGCUUGCCGACUUUGACGGCGCCGCACUGCCCACCGACGAGUAUGCCUUGCAGCCGCACAACUGGGUCGAGCAGACGCCCACACUCGUCUAUGCCCAGAUCAACCGCACCAUCUUCCGACGUGCAGAGCCCAUCGACAUUCGCGUGCGCAUCCCGCCGCCAGAUCCAACCAGCGUCGCCGAAAAGGGACUCAAGCUGCGCGCGGUCGAGGCGGACCUCGUCCGCAUCAUCCACGUCAAGCGGCCGGCGCGAGCGGCCGAGGGCGGCUCUGCCGAUCCCGGCGCCCACAGUGCCUCACAUCCGGACGCGCACGAGGCGCUGCUCGCGCACAGCGGCAAGCUGUGCCGCUUCCACUCGCAGCGGCCCGUGCUGUUGCGCUUGACGCUCCAUCCGCCGUUCGAUCGCGCCAACAUGCCGCAUCCUCAUCCGGACCACGAUGCGCUCGCCUCCGGCCCCGUGUUUGGGCGCGGCGGCGGCGGCGGCUGCGAGAGCAUCAGCCAGGAAACGCUCAUGCACAAGGUCAGCUUCGAGGUGCGCAUCAAGAUCGGCAUCCAGGGCGGCCGCGGCGAGCGCAGGGACAUCACGCUUCGACGCCCCGUCAAGAUCCUCCCCGGUGCCGCUGGGGCGCUGGAGCAUCUGGAGCAGGAUGCGCCUCGGGGGACUAGCGCGCUCGAGGAGAAGGAAAGGCUCAAGCGGUCCGAGAAGGCGCGCAUGCUUGCAGACGACCAAGCGGCGGGCGCGUCGAGCUCGCGUGUGGACGCAACCACGUCCGACCUGCUCGAUUUCGGCAUGGACGACGAGUACGAUGGCUACGAAGAUGUCGGGCGCGGGUUGCACGAGCUCAUGGAUGCUGCCGAUGACGGCGGCGCGGGAACUAGCACCGACUAUGCCGACCAUACCGAGCGGCUCGAGCAGCUGCGCAGAUUUCUCGAAGUCUCGGACGCAUCGGCGCACGACGAUGGUCCGCCACCCACGCUGCUCGAGAGCCGCAACGACCUGCAGGUCGAGGUGGAGGUGCAGGGUGUGGGCUUUGCCAUGCCGCGGCAAGCGAAUCGUCAUCCCGCCGACCCGUAUCCGGACAUGGGCGGUAUGCCGGACGAUGCUUUCCCGCCUCCGCCUCCUAUUGAUGCGCGUGACACCCGCGGCAUGGGCGUAUCGUCGUCGUCGUACCUGCUUUCUGCGGAUAUUGAUGCGCGCGCCGAUCUGUCGUCGCACCAAGACGAUCCACCGCCGCCUCUGUCUCCUCUCCUGAGCCGAUCGGUGGCCGAAGGCAGCUCAAGCGGCGCGGCGGGCUUGCAAGCCAUGCACAACGAUGCGCGAUCUGAUGUCGAGCAUGCAGAGGCCUACCCGGCGUAUUUGGUCGGCAGUGCAUCUUCGUCGAUGCAGCCGGACGGGGAGGAGGAGCAUCCGUCGUACGAAGCGGCCAUGUCGGGUGAGGCGCAGGGUGCAGGUGGGCAGCAUGAGCCACCGCCGUAUGCGGACGGGUCGGCACAUCCAGAUCCAGCACCCAGCUUUGACCAUGCCGUUCGACACGCGGGUGUUGCAGCAAGUGCGCCUCGCAGCGCAGUCGCGCGUACGGCAAGGGUGGGCAGCGCACGUGCAAGCGAGGCACAUGCUGGCGUGCAGGGCUUGGCCCUCAGUGCGGAUCAUAGACCCCCCGCGUACGGCACAUCGCCACAUCCGCCAUCGUACGACGCCUGA
Molecule: messenger RNA, 1975 nt
Organism: Moesziomyces antarcticus
Lineage: Eukaryota; Fungi; Basidiomycota; Ustilaginomycetes; Ustilaginales; Ustilaginaceae
Exons: 1
Source: RefSeq, a predicted model, not a curated record